Geodia barretti is the source of this 762-nucleotide messenger RNA. The record is from the annotation of a GenBank genome assembly. NCBI's taxonomy places the organism in Eukaryota, Metazoa, Porifera, Demospongiae, Tetractinellida, Geodiidae.
UUGACGUUUGUAGCAAAGACCGGCGGAUCAGACGAGCUGAAGGCGAUCAUCUCGGCCAUUUCCACCCUAGUAGAGGAGGCCACCUUUGUCGCAAACACCGAAGGAAUUACAUUCCGCGGAAUGGAUCCUUCGCAUGUGGCCCUGAUAGAUAUUCUAUGGCCCAACUCCGCCUUUGAGAGAUACGAGUGCGACAGCGACAUAAAAUUUGGGGUGCGGGUAGACGAGUUCUCAAAGCUGAUCAAGAGGGCAAGCAAGAAGGACAGCAUUGAGAUAAGCAUCUCAGAGAACAACAUGCUUUUAGUCACAAUAGGCAAGAACAAAAAGUACAAGAUGCGGCUGAUUGAGAGCUCCGUCACAGACACUCCGCUGCCAAAGAUUACCUUUGACGUAAAGAUUGGGCUUACCACGGGCACCUUUGACAAGAUACUGGGCGAUGUGCAUGUGGUGUCUGACUAUCUUACCAUAUCCACCACCGAGUCUGGCGCCGUGUUCUCGGGAAAGGGAGACGCAGGCGAGGUAACAAUCGGGAUGAGUCUGGGGAAGGAGGAGGACGAUGCAGACUCGAUAAAGAGCAUGGAUGUAAAGGCCGACGGCACCGGAUCCUACAGCCUCGAAUACCUCAAUCCCAUAGUAAAGGCGGUGGGAUCCACCGCCGAGAUCAUCACAUGCGAGUACUCGGAGUCAAAGCCGCUCCGCAUAGAAUUCAUGGUGGCAAACAUCGGCAGAAUCCACUUUUACCUAGCACCCCGCGUCGACAACUAA